Molecule: messenger RNA, 1311 nt
Organism: Lingula anatina
Lineage: Eukaryota; Metazoa; Brachiopoda; Lingulata; Lingulida; Lingulidae
Source: RefSeq, a predicted model, not a curated record
AGAAGGUAGACCUGCGUGGGGAGUAGAGAAUUGGGUUGAAGUUAUGAAAGACGUGGGUUUUAACGUAAAACUCUGUGUGGAGAACAGUGCUCACUUCGUAUGCUCACUAUGCUUCUUAUAUUGAAAUGUUCGUAAGGAGAGACUAAGGAAGUUCGAAAAUAUGUUUCGAGGUACGAAAAUUGAACUGAAAACUUAUGCUUGUACUAGGGGUACUAGGUCCAAAAUCAUAUGUUAAAUUAAUUACACAAUGUUAUAUAAUGUGUAUGUGAGUUUUUCAUUUUCCUACUAUUUACAGUUUUCUUGGAAAACACUCGUAAACAAUUAUCGUUCAUCAGUGUAUAUUAAUUAUCUACAUAUUAAAGCCAGGAAAUGCGAAUAAAGCAGCGCAAUUUACGAAAAAACUGAAGUCUGCAUCCGCUUUAAGAGUGUUAAUCAAGUAGGUUAAACGUGAGAUUUGCCAGAACAGCGUUUCACUCUCCACCUAACGUCUCUCCGCAAUGACGAUGAGCAUUUUUGUGAAGUAUUGGUUUUUGUUGUCAUGUCUUCCAUGGGCCUGUGACUUACAUGGGUUUUCAGCCGCUCCAGGCUCCCGCUCCAGAUACAGGCCGAACCUGGGUCGUCUGGAGGCGAUACAAGGCAGUUCGUGCCCCGGAAACAGGGUCCCUGAACUUGUAUUGGGCUACACUACACCGUGUUCGGGGGAACGGUUUUUCCAACUGAGGGAAUUUCACUUCAACAACUGUCAGACGUGUUCCCGUGUGCUGGGUGACAAGAUAACGCUAUACUCGUGCUGGUGUUGUCCCGGCGACCACGCUACGCUCAGCCAGUGUAUCGAGUGCGACAGACAAGGGGGUGGGAGGAGGCGUGCCAGGCUCCGCGAUGACUGGUUCUAAAGACAUUUCUGUCUGCUCCUACGGCAAAUAUGAUUUCAUAGAUUUAUGUAAAUGGAGACAGAGGGGACGUGGCAGACCAAUGAAUGGAUUUGCAAACCUAUAAAAGAUACACCUUUCUUUUUGUUGUUCGCAUUCUAGUAGGAGGAAGUUGUUUAUCGAUUGGUACUUUCUAGUAUGAAUAGAUAGCUGUUGCUUAAUAUAUAUAUAUAUUUUUACAUAUGUGAUUUGUUUUGAAAUCACUAGCUUUUUAGUUAUAAUUCGAACUGUGGCAGCCAUAAUUAAUAAUUCGAAUAAUACAUAAUGAAAUAAUCCGGAAAUCUGUCACAUUAAUAUACACAUAAAAAAUUGGUGCAUUGAAAUACUAGUAUUUCAAACAACACUGAAGUCAGCAACGGUGUGCGCUAAAACUGGUAUGACC